Puccinia graminis f. sp. tritici CRL 75-36-700-3 is the source of this 1311-nucleotide messenger RNA. RefSeq lists its product as uncharacterized. Bases 1 to 1311 code for a protein of 436 amino acids. The transcript has a single exon. NCBI's taxonomy places the organism in Eukaryota, Fungi, Basidiomycota, Pucciniomycetes, Pucciniales, Pucciniaceae. The record is from RefSeq and is a predicted model, not a curated record.
AUGGACCCUGUUCAGCAGACCAACACCACCCAAGCGGCCAUACAUCCCGAUCUCCGAACCCCCACCAGAGCAGGCACCCAACGGCGUACUGCAAUGCCAACCAGAGCCAAGGCUGCCACACUUAGAACGGCUUCCCAUUUGAUGCCAGCUGGACCCGGAGUCGAAGAAGAAGGUCCUGGAUCACCAGUGGUAUCCAGAAGGAGAUCAUACCGAAGGCCGUCGACAAAUCCACGCCGUCGAGUAACGGCCCCUCUUUCCGAAAACAGACCGCUGUUGGACUCUCCGAUGUCUCGUCGUCGAAGCUUGGACACUCAGGACAACAGAAUCACGAAACGACCUCGAGAGCAGGAGAACCUAUCAGAAAAUAGGCUGAAUUCACUUGUGGCAGCAUUCCAAUUUAAUAUGGAACAAAAAAUUGAAUUCCUUCAUCGACAUUUGGCAUGGGAAAAGGAGUCAUUUAACCAUCAAUUGGAGAUCGAUAAUCGCCGAAUAGAAUGGGAGAAACAGAUCUACGACCGAGAAUUGUAUCCCGGAAAUCCCCAGUUCGAAGAAGAAAAGCAAGAUUUUGAACGACGGUUGAAUGGCGAGGAUGGGCAGUUUGAACGAAACAAAGAGACGUAUUCGAAGGAUCGAGAAAAGUAUGAGCAGGAUAGAGCGGAGAGAGUGGACGGACUCUUGGCUGUGGAGCGGUGUCUGCCGGCCAAAAAACAGAUAAUUUCGAUGGGCUUCCGACAGAUGAUGGCAAGCCCCUCCAGCUUUCCCACUCUUAUGGCUCCACUCGUGCGACCGAAUGAAGAUCGGGGACGACUGUCAAUGCAGGAGCGUAUCGACUUGGCGUCAAUGGCUCUUCCCGAGAACAAUCGUCAGCCGGACGUCGCGAGCUCCGACCAACAAAGUGUGCCAUCCCUCGAGCCCACGAACGAUGGACAAGGAGAGCAGAGGGAGGGUCCGGCCGACCAGGACCAAUGCUCAUUCGUCCAAGUCUUUCAAGCCUACGUCGACCAAAAGGCCCAGUUUUAUAAGCUCCAUACCGCCUGGGAAAACGAGAAGCUCAGACUCCGGCGCGAUCUCAACCGGCGCAAGCACGAAUGGGAGAUGGAGAGACAAGCGCGCCAGCGGAAGGCCGACCGGGAAGAACACGAACAACGGAUGAAGGCCCGCCAGGAGGAAUGGGAGGCUCAGAGACGCACCCUCCGGCUCGAAUUGGAGCAGCUUAGAGAUCAGGCCUUGGCCCGGCAAAGAGAGGAACAAAGGCUGGGACAACUUCAUCCUCAUCACUACAAUCCUGUCUAUCAGUCGGGUUUCUUUUAA